AUGAAUAAGGUGUUCCAUGACUAUCUUGACAAGUUUAUGGUCAUCUAUUUAGAUUAUAUAGUGUUAGGGUUAUCAAAGAGUGGGCAACACCGAAGAAUGUCAGUGAACUUCACUCAUUUUUGGGAUUGGCCAACUAUUAUAGGAGAUUUGUGGAAGGGUACUCAUAGAAUCAUAGCCUUUACGGAGCUAUUGAAAAAGGAGCAUAAAUGGUGUUGGACAAGUGAAUGUCAAAAGGCUUUUGAGGGCUUGAAAGAAGCCAUGAUGAAGGACCCAGCCUUGGCUCUCUAUGACAUUGAUAAGUCUUUUGAAGUUCAAAUGGAUACAACUAAUUUCACUAUUAAAUGA
Messenger RNA from Durio zibethinus, 345 nucleotides. The record is from RefSeq and is a predicted model, not a curated record. Lineage: Eukaryota; Viridiplantae; Streptophyta; Magnoliopsida; Malvales; Malvaceae.